Molecule: messenger RNA, 207 nt
Organism: Saccharomyces eubayanus
Lineage: Eukaryota; Fungi; Ascomycota; Saccharomycetes; Saccharomycetales; Saccharomycetaceae
Gene: ERI1
Product: Eri1p
Exons: 1
Coding region: 1-207 (68 amino acids)
Source: RefSeq, a predicted model, not a curated record
AUGAGGCCACGUAACCUAGGGGUUUUGGUUUUGGGCCUUACUUACUCCGUGCUUCUCACCAGUUUUUCUAUAUUUUAUUGGUUGCGCAAUAAUGAAUCGUUACUACACUAUUGGUGUGUAUUGUCGCUAUGCCCUGCAACGCUCUGGCUAUGGGCACUUAUAUCCUGGUGCGAUAGUGAAAUGUUUGCAAGCAGUAAAGACGAAUAA